AUGAGCUCCAAAUCUCGAAGGCGCUCCCGUGCCGUCACGGACGAGAACCGCGCCGAUUGUCCCUUUACCAUCACCAUGGUCACUGCUCCCAGCGCCGAGGAUCGCGACCACAUAGCCAAGAAGAGGAAGCGCGACGCCCACGAAGACGGCCCGGCUCCCAACAACCACAAAAGGGAGCUGGUCCAGAUGUCACCCUUUGAGCCCCGGGGCAAGUUCAGGUCCAACCAGUCCAUGAAUCUCGCCUACACCGUCGAGCCACGGAAGCGCUGGCAGGACAUGACACGAUAUAAUAGCUUCGUCUUGAAUGGCUACAAGUACUGCAACGACGAUUUCAUCUACGUCGCAAACGAGGCCACCAUUGAGCGCCAAAAAUCGACGGGCAAAAACGCGGACGCGGGAAACUUGCUGCAGUCAAACGACUACUGGGUUGCCCGGAUUCUCGAGGUCCGGGCCGCUGAUGAACAUCACGUAUACGCGCGCAUCUACUGGAUGUACUCUCCCGACGAGCUGCCGCCCGGAACCCAGGACGGCAAGAAGACCAUCAGCGGCCGCCAGCCUUAUCACGGCCAGAACGAACUGAUCGCGUCGAAUCACAUGGACGUCAUCAACGUUGUCAGUGUGGCGAUGAAGGCCACGGUUCAUCAGUGGAUCGAGUCGGAUGACGAGGAGGUGCAGGAUGCGCUGUACUGGCGGCAGGCGUUCAAUUGCCGGACGUCGCAGGUAUCUUCGGUCGAUUUGACUUGCAAAUGCCAGACCCCGGCGAACCCAGACAAGACCUUGAUCGGCUGCACCAACGCAGAUUGCGGCCAAUGGCUUCACUACGAGUGCCUGCUACACGACAGUCUACUGCGCAUCUACGAGCGUCUGGGGACCGACAAGCCGCACAUUUCCGACAAGGCGGAAAAAAAACUGGUCAAGACGGAGAGGGAGAUGGACGAGGACGUACGUGGUCCGCUGACGCCGACGGAGAGCAAGAUGGAGCGCACGCCGCCGGCCAUCGACGUCAAGGGACCGAGCGAGAACGGAAAUCAUGCAGCUGGCGGCCGAACCAGCGAGAGCACGCCAAAGGGCCCGACACAAACGCCCACCCCCGGGCCGCCCAACUCGGUCGGCCCCAGGAGCGCAAAGUCGGCGUCUGCGAAGAAGGGGCGGGGAAAGAAGGCAAUCCAGGACAAGCCAUACGAGGGGCUGUUUGAGGCGAGCUUAAAGAUGAACGACGGGCCAAUGGUUUGGGUAAUAAGUGAUCUGAGAGCCAACGCUGGAGGCGGGGACCGAACGUGGACGGAGCGUGCACAGUGUCUGGUUUGCCGCAGGAUGAUUGACUGA
Messenger RNA from Metarhizium album ARSEF 1941, 1326 nucleotides. RefSeq names its product ebs-bah-phd domain-containing protein. Lineage: Eukaryota; Fungi; Ascomycota; Sordariomycetes; Hypocreales; Clavicipitaceae. Bases 1 to 1326 code for a protein of 441 amino acids. The transcript is spliced from 4 exons. Gene Ontology annotation, molecular function: chromatin binding. The record is from RefSeq and is a predicted model, not a curated record.